Messenger RNA from Pichia membranifaciens NRRL Y-2026, 1302 nucleotides. RefSeq lists its product as hypothetical. The record is from RefSeq and is a predicted model, not a curated record. The transcript has a single exon. NCBI's taxonomy places the organism in Eukaryota, Fungi, Ascomycota, Pichiomycetes, Pichiales, Pichiaceae. Gene Ontology annotation, cellular component: plasma membrane; fungal-type cell wall. Bases 1 to 1302 code for a protein of 433 amino acids. Gene Ontology annotation, biological process: fungal-type cell wall organization.
AUGAAAUUUAGUAGUCUUCUGUGUAAUAACUUGCUUUUGCUGGCAUCAGCAUGCUAUGCUGGAAAAUUCAAAAGUUUUUCAGAUGGAAGCAACUCCUCAGACUCAAACAUUCAACCUAAGUGUUUCAAAUCUGAAUACAACAUCUAUUCUGCAGGCGAUCUAGCUGCAAUUUCUGAUUGUACAGUACUUUCUGGUAGUCUUCAUAUUUCUCACUUUGAUUCAGAUGCUAUUCAUUUGGGAUCAAUCAAAGAAAUAAAAGGUGAUUUCACUGUGAGAAACAUCAGUAAUUUGAUCCGGAUAGAGGCUACAUCAUUAACAUCCAUUGGGAGUGUCUUUGAAUUAAACACAUUGAACUCUUUGACAUCCUUAUCAUUUCCUAAAUUGGAAAGUGUGGAAACAAUGAAAUGGCAAGUGCUUCCAAUUCUAACUUUUGUGAAUUUGGAUACAGGUAUCAAAACUAUUAACUCGGUCAUAAUGUCCGAUACUUCGCUUACAGGUUUUGGUGGAUUCAACGUUGAAACUUUGAAAACCAUGAGCAUCAACAACAAUAGAUUUUUAGAAAGAAUUGAAUCAACAGUCUCUGAAGUUACUGGAGACUUGUUGAUUGCAGCAAAUGCUCGAAACAUCAAAGUCUCCUUACCAAAUUUGACAUGGGUCAAGUCUAUGACGGUGAAGGAUACUGAAGCCAUCAAUCUUGAGAGCUUACAAGUUAUUGAAAAAAGUGCAGAUUUCAGCAACAAUAAGUUUACCACACUACACAUGCCAAAAUUGAAAUCAACGGGUCAUACCUUGAGUAUUAUUAAUAACAAAAACUUGGAUGACAUCGAAUUCGACAAUCUUUCCGAAGUUGGCGGUGGCUUGAUGAUUAUUGACAAUGAAAAAAUCAAAAAGAUUGACUUUUUCCCUUCGUUGAAGAGUGUUGGUGGAGCGAUUGAGUUUCAUGGCGAUAUCAGAAGCAACCAUUUUGAUGAUUUGAAGAUUAUUAAGGGUAGCGCAAUUCUUAAAUCGUCUUCUGAUGUAUUUGAUUGUGGCGAAUGGAUGAAAAAUGAGGUCGGAAAAGUUGUCAGAGGUGGUAAAGUCGAAUGUGGUUCUGGAAAGUCUGAGAAAACCGAAGUUAUUUUAGUUGAUGAAUCUGGUGAAAGUACACAGGGAGAGCCAGGUGUCAACGAUAACAAUAAAAAUGUCUCCAGGCACGAAAGUUCGAUAAAGCAGAAGAGUGAAGCAAACAAAAGCAGAUUUUCUGCCAAACUUGCUCUGGUAAUUGCUGCAUACUCAUUUGGUAUACUGCUACAGAUGUUGUAA